AUGAACCUGAACAGCAGCAUGGAUAAAGAUCCUGGGUACUGGAAGGGAGAAGACAGAUUGUCUCAUGAUAGAAAUCCACAUUUCGACAGGAUGCCACUUGAGAGGAGCUUUGAGAGAGGCCCCAUGCUCGAGAAACAGCCAGUUGGGCAGUUGAAUGUAUCUGUAAUUGAUUACCAACAUAAAACGAGAGAGGACUCCAUGGACAUAGUGGAGAGAGUGGACAAGAGAUAUAGUCCACAUGAUGUCCGAGAUAUAAUUGACAGUGGGCCUUGUAAAAAGAUGCGUUACAACGAAGAUAUUGGUCAAGCUGCAUAUGGAAUUGAACGAAAUAUGCCAAACAGUUUUCCAUUUUGUAUCAAGAUCCUGGCUGGGAUGAACAAUCUUGCUAAAAUUAGGCCAAUGAAGGUCCAGGCUAGAAUUGGACUUCAGCAACCCAUGCUGGUCAUAAGAAAUAACAAACAGGAUCAAGUGUGUGGAUUGCAGAACCAUAAAGCCAGAGUACAGUGUUACAGAUGUUUUAAAACGAGAGACAAGACAACGGAAGCAGGCCCAUACAAGGGCACGUUUUAUCCUCCUAGGGCUACCCAGCCCGUGGACACCCAUGAAAAUGUCAGGAAGAGAAUCCGUGUGUCCAACUUACCCUUGUCUGUGUCAGCUGAGGAGAUGUUUAACGUGUUUAGUGAAUGUGGAAAGAUUGUCUACGCCAACAUUGUCAUCGAUCCAGCGACUAAAUGGUCGAAAGGUUUCGGCUAUGUGUCCUUCAACACGGAAAGCGAGGCCGCCUACGCUGCCACAAGGACUUACAGGCUGAUAGGGAGUUUUAUUUAUUGUAGCCGUGUGAAGUUUACGGAGAAAUUAUCAACCAAUUAUGAUGACAUCAGCUCGGAUGAAGAGGACUCUGGUCCGAUGUUCAAAUGUCAGGUGGAUUGCUGUGGAUUCAAGGGAAGACGACAAAAAUUCCAUCACCACUGGAAGGAAAUCCAUUCCAGUUUUGGCAAAUUGUUCAUUUGCCCAGUAUGUGACACUGGCUGUGCAGACCGCUGUGCGAUGAGAUCUCACUUGAUGCAGGGGCAUGGUGUCACCAAUGAGGGUGGAACCUUGGAUAAUGUCCUAAGAAAUGUUAAGAUGGAGUUGAGGCGAAAUCCGUUUUAUGUCAACCCUGGUUGUAGUGAGAAAGAAGCAAUGGUGGAGAUUGGCAACAGUAAGAUUAGGUCUGCACAAAAAAGUCACAAAACCGUGAAAGUGUACAAGUGUCCUGAAACGGGAUGUGUGUUUGCUGCAUUGGCGAAUUCUUUCAUACGACAUUGGAACUGUAAUCAUCUGGAGUCGAGCAGUGUCCUGACAUGCCCUGUUUGCUCAGUUCAUUUUGUCGAGAAAGCAAAACUGAUUGCACAUUUCAGGAUUGAGCAUAAAAUUCAUCCCUACGAUGAUGUGAUUGGAAGUGAAGUUGCUGGUGCUGAGAAAAUCAGGUCUGAUGAAGAUGAGGAAGAAUUCAAAAUGCUAUCUGGCAAAUAUAUUUGCAGAGUAGCAGCAUGUGAUUUCCAUGGUCCAAAAUCGGCUUUCCGGCGUCAUUGGGAGGAAAGACAUGUAUUGAAUCAAACUUACUUUAGAUGUCCAUACUGUAGCGUUGGAUGCAGGAAUCAGCCACAGAUUAGAUACCAUAUGGUUAAGGUACACAAGGUGCAAAUUACCGACCCAAUUUUAGAUGAUGCCUUGACCAGAACUUUCGCAAAAGAAAGACGUAAUCCCAAUUUCUUGGACCCAGGUAAUGUUGAACGUGAAGCAAAGAUUGAAAUUUGUGUCCGAAAACCACCUCUAUCUUUUGAUCAGAAGAAAACAUCGAGGUCUAAAAGUGCAGCUGAAAAUUUAAGAGAGAAAAAAUCUAGUAAGAAGACCACUUUGAAAACCACCAAAGAAGCAGUGUCAUUUGUCAAUAACCCUCCAGACUAUUUGCUGAUGAAGUACAAUGGACAGAAGGCAGAUAGCAUCAAGACAUUCCUGGCAUGGACAGACAGCCUGAUGGAGAAUCUAGAGAUGGCUCAUCAGAAAGCUCAGAAAAAGCUGCAAGAGUAUGACGAGAAGAACAGUAAGCAUAAAAAGUGUGAGGAGAACAGCAAGCUGCAUGACCUUAAAGAAAAUAACAGCAAGUUGGAGGAGCCUGAUGACAAUAGCCAACUGAAGGAGCUUGAGAACAGCAACCUACAGGAGCUGGAGAAGAAGGGUGAUUUGCAGGAGGUUGCAGAGAACAUUACACUGAAGAAGCAUGAAGAGGAGAACAUUGAGAUGUUGGACCUUGAGAACAUCAAGCUGCAGGAGCUUGCGGAGAACAGUGAGAUCCAGGAACUUGAUGAGGACAAUAGCAAGCUCCAAGAUCUUGAGAACAGUGAGCUCCAAAACAUGGAGGACAACAGUGAGCUUGAGGAGAACACUGAGUUGCAGGAGGUUGAUGAGGAGAACAGUGAGCUGCAGGAGGUUGAUGAGGAGAACAGUGAGCUGCAGGAGGUUGAUGAGGAGAACAGUGAGCUGCAGGAGGUUGAUGAGGAGAACAGUGAGCUGCAGGAGGUUGAUGAGGAGAACAGUGAGCUGCAGGAGGAGGAGGUUGAUGAGGAGAACAGUGAGCUGCAGGAGGUUGAUGAGGAGAACAGUGAGCUGCAGGAGGUUGAUGAGGAGAACAGUGAGCUGCAGGAGGUUGAUGAGGAGAACAGUGAGCUGCAGGAGGUUGAUGAGGAGAACAGUGAGCUGCAGGAGGUUGAUGAGAACAGUGAGCUGCAGGAGGUUGAUGAGGAGAACAGUGAGUUGCAGGAGGUUGAUGAGGAGAACAGUGAGCUGCAGGAGGUUGAUGAGGAGAACAGUGAGCUGCAGGAGGUUGAUGAGGAGAACAGUGAGCUGCAGGAGGUUGAUGAGGAGAACAGUGAGCUGCAGGAGGUUGAUGAGGAGAACAGUGAGCUGCAGGAGGUUGAUGAGGAGAACAGUGAGCUGCAGGAGGUUGAUGAGAACAGUGAGCUGCAGGAGGUUGAGGAGAACAGUGAGUUGCAGGAGGUUGAUGAGGAGAACAGUGAGCUGCAGGAGGUUGAUGAGGAGAACAGUGAGCUGCAGGAGGUUGAUGAGAACAGUGAGCUGCAGGAGGUUGAUGAGGAGAACAGUGAGAUCCAAGAGCUUGAUGAGGAGAACAGUGAGCUCCAAGAGCUUGAGAACUGCGAGAUGCAGGACCUUGAGGAGAACAGUGAGCUCCAAGACCUUGAUGAGAACAGCGAGCUGCAGGAACUUGAGGACAACAGUGAGCUGCAGGUGCUUGAUGAGGAUAACAGCGAGCUGCAGGAUCUUGAGGAGAACAGUGAGUUGCAAGAGCUUGAGGAGAACAGUGAGCUCCAAGAGCUUGAGGAGGAAAACUGUGAGAUGCAGGAGCAUGAGGGAAACAGUGAGCUCCAAGAGCUUGAUGAGGAGAACAGCAGUUAGAAGAAAGAUGCUUAUUGGAAGAAGUUACAUUGGAACAGUUUUCUUGGAAACCAAGCAGGGUUCAUGUGUGGGGACAGUAUUGUGUUUGAACAGUCAUGCAUUUGGAGUCUGUACAUAUUAAUUUCAAGGAAGAGUGAGGUCAAGAAACAUUAUUGUGUUGGUUGUGUCAUUGACUGACAUUUGAAGUUUGUGAGUGGUUCGCGUUUGUUGUCUUUUAUCCUUAUCAUUUAAAGAUAGGCCAGAGGAAUGUACAUUAUGGCCCUGAUGUUAGAGAAGACAUAUUAUGUUUACUGUGGAACCAUACCGUUAUGACGUGGGUGUUUAUGUAUAGUAAGUGCACAUGUGUACAGACAUUCUUGAGUUGUAUAUCAAUGUCAUGCACAGGAACAUUGUGCAGUGAAGUUUGUCAUUGGCAUCGUCAGGAAAUAAAGAUGAGGUCUUGAAGUUGUCAGAUGGUGUAGUAUGAACAUUUCUAACUCAGAGAUGAAGAUGGGGAAAAGUGCCUCAAGUGUUUUCCUUGUGCUGGUUUGUCCAUGCAAGAUGGUGUUGAAGAUGUAGGUGCCAAAUGUUCAUAUGGAGGUUGUUCCUUCAUUUUAGACCACCAGACAUAAACUGUGUUACUUUUUAUGUGAGAUUGGGUCUUUUAUUUUGAAAAGAUCCAACAGCUCUGUGCUGGGUUCCCUUUUAUGUCAAUAUUUGGAGAUCUUCAGAGACUCGUCUGUCAACGUUUGAAUGAUUCUUGGAACCUGUCAAGUGUGUCAAUCUUUGGAGAUUAUUGGAGCCAAGUUGAAACUGUCACUCUUGGAAGAUUCUUGGAGUCUUGUCAUGUAUGUCUGUCAUUGAAGAUUCAUGGAGCCUCGUCUCACAUGUCACUAAUGAUUCUUGGAGCCUGGUCGUGUUUGUAUACGGUUCGUGGAUCCCCGUCCUGUGGAAGUCUUCACGUAUGAUCUGUUUUCAAUGAUUCUUGGUUAUAUUGGAUACAGACAGGAAGAGCCAGAAGAGUGGAGGACAAAGUACGAGUCAUAACAGAAAUACGUCUGGAAAAACGUCUCUCGCUCGGACAAUACAGAUUUUCACACUCGUUUCGUGUAAGUCGUAUGACACACUUGCUCAUGUAAUGAUCUCUAUUUAUAGCAUGUACCAAGUGGGUCUUUGAAUUCUAUACCCAUUCACAGUUGAAAUAAUAUUAUGUCAGUUUGAA
Messenger RNA from Haliotis rubra (blacklip abalone), 4657 nucleotides. RefSeq lists its product as uncharacterized. The record is from RefSeq and is a predicted model, not a curated record. Lineage: Eukaryota; Metazoa; Mollusca; Gastropoda; Lepetellida; Haliotidae. Gene Ontology annotation, molecular function: chromatin insulator sequence binding; ubiquitin binding; RNA binding. The transcript has 12 exons. Gene Ontology annotation, biological process: regulation of transcription by RNA polymerase II. Gene Ontology annotation, cellular component: chromosome. Bases 1 to 3456 code for a protein of 1151 amino acids.